CAAAACCAAGACCAAGCUUGAAUAUUAAGAAUAGCGCUGAAGACAAAAACGAAUAUAUGGCUUCGAAACAUGAACGUAGGAUCCUCUGCUUCUCUCUUGUUCUGCUUUUCAUGGGUUGUAGCAGUGGAGUGAGGAAUACUCCAAAGCGUGACCAAGGUUACAUAGCUGGAUAUGGUCCUAGAGCUAGUGAGAAAAAGACAGAGGUGUCGAUCGAUCUCGUAAAUAAUCAACAUUACCUCAAUGGGUAUCAUAAAGAUGCUAAAGAAACUAACAAACCCUACAUAACCGGAUACACCAAUGCCUACAAAGACAAAAAGACUGAUCAACCUUCUUACGUUACUAGCUACAACAACGCCAAAGAGAAGAACGAACAUCCUUACAUCACUGGAUAUCGGAAACCUGAAGAGACGAAUGAACACCCCUACAUACUAGGAUAUAAUAAAGCUGAAAAAAAUGACAAGCAUUUCCACAUAACAGGUUAUGGAAGAUCUGAAGAGAAGGGCGAACAUCCCUACUUAUCAGGAUAUGGAAAAACUGAAGACACGAAUGACCAUCCAUACACAACAUCGUACGGGAAAGCUGAAGAGAAGAAUGAAGACUCGUAUACAACUGCAUAUAAGAAAGUUGAAGAGACCAGUGACCAUCCAUACAUAACGUCAUAUGGGAAAACUGAAGAGAAGAAUGAACAUCUAUACAUUACGCAAUAUGGGAAAACUAAGGAGACGAAUGAACAUCCUUACAUCACAGCAUAUGGGAAAGUUAAGGAGACGAAUGAACAUCCUUACAUAAUUGGAUAUGGGAAAGCUAAAGAGAUGAAUGAACAUCCUUACAUCACAGCAUAUGGGAAAGAUGAAGAGACGAAUGAACAUCCCUACAAAACAGGAUAUGGGAAAUCUAAUUACAUUACUGGGUAUAGAAAUUCUGAAAAGACCGAGUAUCCCUCACAAGAUGCAACAUCCAAGUGCAAAAAGCAUAUGCAUGAACAUUCUUCAUCUCACAAUGAAGGCCACAUGCAUAUGGGACAUGGAAAUCAUAUGCAAACACAACCUUCAGCAAAUAUGGAUCGUACUGACGCAUUUAAACAAGGCUUUUUCAUCCCAAAUGACCUGAGUGCAAAAAAGGUCAUGGCCCUCCACUUUCCCAUCGAAGACCAUUCUCGCUUCUUGCCAAAAGAAGUAGCUGACUCUAUUCCAUUCUCAAUCUCCCAACUCCCCAACCUUCUCCAACUCUUCUCAAUCAUAAAAGGCUCUUCUGAAGCUAAAGACAUGGAGGAAACCAUCCGAGAUUGUCGAAUCAAACCCAUUGAUGGUGAGAUCAAGUCAUGCGCUACCUCUCUAGAGUCCAUGGUUGAAUUUGUUCGUGGUAUCCUUGGUUCAAGGGUCAACUUCAAUCUUCUAUCAACCACCCACCCAACAAUGGCUACUGCUUUCAUGCAGAACUACACGGUUUUGGAAGUCCCUAAAGAGGUUUUAGCCCCCAAGAUGGUGGUUUGUCAUCCAGUGCCUUAUCCCUAUGCUGUUUUCUUUUGCCACCACUUUGGGACAGAGACCAAGGUUUUUCAAGCUUCCUUAGGUGGAAAGAAUGGAAACAAUGUAGAUGCAGUUGCCAUUUGCCACAUGGACACAUCUGAUUGGGAUCCUGAUCACAUCUUGUUUCAACAACUCGGAGUCAAGCCCGGUGUCUCCUCCCCAGUGUGCCAUUUCCUCCCAGAAAAUCACCUUGUUUGGAUACCAUCACCAACAGUAGCAACUGCAUAAAUGCAGUAUCCUGUUCUAUUUGCAUAAUAAAGGUUCACGUAGAUCUAAUAAUGUAAUCUACUCGUCAUGUUGUUUCUCUUGUUUUGUGUUUGGUUAUGUAAUGUGAAUGUGUAUGAUCAUAUACUCUAAAUUUGGGGAUGAAGAAAUAUUAAGACACAAUCAGUAAAUUUAUUGAUAUGUGGUAACCCACAAAAACAAUGAUGUAGUUUGUGCUCACUUCCUUUUCCCUCCAUAAGGUAAGAAUAUUGGAUAUUGAGCUUUUAUAUUGACGAUUGAUGGCCCAUCAACUAUAUUUGCUAAUAAAUAAUGUAUCAAGGUUUAUAUAAAUAAGGAUACAUGUAAGAUCGACAAAUUUUUAAGUUGCAGAUAUCCAAUCAUGGGUGUAUAUCUCUUUGUGGCAGCUUUCCAAAAUCCAUUCUAGACUUAUUAAUCUUUUACCUAUUUGAAGGAUGGAUAAAGAACUAGUUAAAACAUGAAUUUUAUAUCUCCAAUUCUUUUUUUUUUCUUUUUUUUCUAAUGUUGUAGAAUUACAUCAAUGGAUAGAAAUAAAGAAAGAAUUGAACAAAU
Molecule: messenger RNA, 2324 nt
Organism: Humulus lupulus (European hop)
Lineage: Eukaryota; Viridiplantae; Streptophyta; Magnoliopsida; Rosales; Cannabaceae
Product: BURP domain-containing protein 17-like
Exons: 2
Coding region: 57-1757 (566 amino acids)
Source: RefSeq, a predicted model, not a curated record